AUGGCGGCUCGUACUCGUCGGUCACGCCCGGUGGUGUUACGAGAGAGAAAUGAACGUGGGUUCGCGCUUUUCUUACAGAAUCUAAAAAGCGUUCUUAAUCUGUUGGCUAGUGCUGAUGAGUUAGAGGCAGACGUUCUGAUUCAAACGAGGAGUCGAUUAGUGGAUGCUUCGGGCACGUUGUCAUUUCUGCUGAAUGACAUGUCGAAUGGUCUCACAAAUGCUACUGGUAUUCCGUCAAAUGCGAUUCAAGUUCCUGUGCAGCACCUGAAGAAUUCUUUAACCCACAUAACUGAUUUGCUUUCAAGUCGGAUAGAAGGCCGCAACAAUGUAGACUUUUAUGACUCACUGGAUAUAUCUUAUUCUGCACCGCUGAAUCUUUCACAGACAGGACGAGGUCGUAAACGCUAUGAAAUAACUAAAGACCAACUCGAACACUUACGAUCGCUUUAUUUUUCUUGGGAAGCAAUUGCUCGCAUUCUUCAGGUUAGUCUUUCAACCCUUCAGCGGCGACGAAGAUAA
Molecule: messenger RNA, 519 nt
Organism: Porites lobata
Lineage: Eukaryota; Metazoa; Cnidaria; Anthozoa; Scleractinia; Poritidae
Source: the annotation of a GenBank genome assembly